UUGCUCCCAAGGGCCCGAAGAUCACGAUGACCCCGACGAGAGCUCGCGUCGGAGACACCGUGCGGAUCUUGGUGCAGGGAUUCCAGAAUGAAGUCUUCCCCGAGCCCCUCUUCACCUGGACACGAGUGGGGAGUCGGCUCCUCGACGGCAGUGCCGAGCACGAUGGCAAGGAGCUGGUUCUGGAGCGUGUGCCAGCCGAGCUCAACGGCUCCAUGUAUCGCUGCACUGCCCAGAACCCCCUGGGCUCCACCGACACCCACACCCGGCUCAUCGUUUUCGAAAACCCAAAUAUUCCCAGAGGACCAGAAGACUCCAACGGUUCACUUACCAGCCACUGCGGCUUCAGAUUAGUUUUGGCUCUCACCCUAACAGUGAUCCUGGAGCUAACGUGAAGCUUCACCUGCCUCUUCCUCCUCCUCUUCCUCCAUCCGGCUCCACCUGGCAUCGACACCUCUGUCAGUCGGUUCUCUUGCUCUUUUUUUUUCUAUACUAUUUACAGUCUCGGUCUCUUUCUGUCUGUGUCUUGGCUUCCUCAGACAAUUUAAUUAAAAGGAAAAA
Molecule: messenger RNA, 558 nt
Organism: Acanthisitta chloris (rifleman)
Lineage: Eukaryota; Metazoa; Chordata; Aves; Passeriformes; Acanthisittidae
Product: immunoglobulin superfamily member 21-like
Exons: 4
Biological process (GO): homophilic cell-cell adhesion; heterophilic cell-cell adhesion
Cellular component (GO): adherens junction
Source: RefSeq, a predicted model, not a curated record